This is a messenger RNA of Chelmon rostratus (copperband butterflyfish), 4110 nucleotides long. It is a transcript of the gene senp5, whose product is annotated as SUMO specific peptidase 5. The coding region runs from base 410 to 2704 and encodes 764 amino acids. The record is from RefSeq and is a predicted model, not a curated record. Gene Ontology annotation, cellular component: nucleus. NCBI's taxonomy places the organism in Eukaryota, Metazoa, Chordata, Actinopteri, Chaetodontiformes, Chaetodontidae. The transcript has 10 exons. Gene Ontology annotation, molecular function: deSUMOylase activity. Gene Ontology annotation, biological process: protein desumoylation.
ACGUAACUGAAGCUGAGGUCGACGUCGUGACGCAAUCAGUGAGCGACGAUAACUUGGAUUGUUUCUUCAAAUCGUGGUUAGACGAAACUCGGUUUGUUAUUUCACAGACAAGGAGACCAUGGUGGUGUUACUGUUCCACACAGAGUCUGCCCAUCACUGAGGAACCGUUGGUACCUGCCAUGUCCUAGUCUGCUGCCGUAUUAUUAACCUCUAUGGUGGGAAAGGCUUGAGAACAUCCUUUUCUACUAGCGAAAGUACUUUACAGAAGAAAACCUGGACACAAGAGUCAGGACAAAAACCAAGGAAAGAACAAACGACAGCACCUAAAAUCCAGAGGACAAAGGUGAGGAGAGGACAGGAGUGCUGACGGGGUGUUGGGGAUGGGGUGAAAGAGCCAAAGCAGGACGUCAUGGUUCACAGCGACUCUGCAUCCUCAAUGAAAACAACACCAUCAGCACCACCUCAUUUAACUAGUCCUGCUACUGCACCUCCUCUGCAAGCAGUUCCUCUAGUGCCCCCUCCUGGAGAUACUACAGAUCAGGACCUAACCCAGACCCCGGCCAAAUUCCUCACCACAGACCUUACGUCCAACUCAGACUUGACUCAGCCCUCUACUCCGAACCCUGCUGAUGUUGAGCCACCAGUUGUAACCCUAGCACUUGCUACUAACUCAAGCCAAGCAUCGUCCUGGUCUUCUACGGAAGCACCAACCCCGGCUCAGGGCCCAGUCAAUGGCCGUACAUCAGGCAGGAAGAGGACUCCUAAGGCCUGUGACUGCUGUGGCCCCAACAGUACAGGACACAAUGUCAGAACCUCGGGCCGAGGGAGGGGGAGGGGGAGAGGGAGAGGGAGGGGUGCUGCUAGUGACCUCUUGGAAACCCCAAAAAGGAAAGUGGGUGGCCAGCUGACACAUAUCAAGAGAUUUGAUUUGAACAUGGAGAUGGUAGAGAAAGCAGAGGAUGAAGAUGACGGAUAUGAAAAGGUGCAAAAGACUGUAGUAGUGGCUGAUACUCAGUCACAGGCACCCGUUGCCCUCCCUGUCACGGUCUCCCUGCAGGAUGGACCAAUAAGGAACUAUGCUGCUCCAGAGAAAGGGGAUACACAGAAGAAGGAGGACAUGUUGAUAGAGGGGUCAGGGGUCGCUGCGGACCUACAAGGGAAAGUUGGUAAUAGCAGGGAUGUCGAGAUGAGAUUGUCGGGAAUGGCAGUCAGGGGAGCACCAGUAGUUAGAGGUGUAGGAAGAGGAGGGAGGGGACUGGUAGGCGCUACAUCUGCAUCAAAGAUGGAAGUAGAAGGUGGGAUAAAGAGGGUAGGUUUAGGUGGUGUUGUCAUCGGUACUCAAACGUACGCCCUACCUCGAUUAGUGUUUGUGCAGAGGCUGGGUCCAAACAGAGACGCAGAGAUGGCCCUUGGAGAGCAGCCCAACCCCAGCUCAGUUAAAUCUCCAUUUGGAAAUGGAGACACAGUAAACCUAUCUGACACCGAACCUGAAGAGGAGGCGAAGGAAGAGGACAUGAUCAUAAGUGAAAUGGAAAAUGGACUACUGACUAUCCCUCAGUCAGAUCCUGCUUCAAGGUCCGGAUCUCCCCAUGACCUUGAGAUGCAGGUGGACCAGACUCCUGACAAAACAGACUCAGUGUCUGUGCAAGUAACUCUGUCCAACGGAAACAUCACAACACCAACAAAUGAGGACCACUGCUCCACACUUAUGGAGGGGGAAUCUUCUCACCCAGCGAUGGCUGCUCCCCCAUCCCUGGACCCUAUUACAGUAUCCAACAUGCAGCACUGCUAUGCAUUAAGAGACCACAGGCUAUACUGUCAGCCUGGAACCUGGGAGGAGCAGGAGAUGGAAGAAGCGUCGGGCAAAGGUGGAGGAGAGGUGGAUGGAAACACACCGGAUGAGGAAGAAAGCCUGGAGCAGCUUACUCAUCUGAUCCAUGAGUUUCUGGAGAGCUUCUACAUGAAGUACGGCGGUUUCAUUCCUCUCUGCGAGACUGAUGUCAUGGAAUACCUGAAGAAGAAAGGCAGCUCUGACCUCAGCAGCAGUGGACUGGACAUCAAAAGGGAGGUGACUCGGUAUAGGUCGGGGCUGGCCUCUGCUCCUAUUGCGGGCUUCAUGGUGACGUAUAACAAACACACUCUGAGCCUGGAGGACCUCGGCACGCUGGAGGAGCAGAACUGGCUGAAUGACCAGAUUAUCAACAUGUAUGGAGAACUCAUCAUGGAGGCAACACAACACAAGGUUCAUUUUUUCAACAGCUUUUUCCACAAGCAGCUGGUUGCCAAGGGUUACGAUGGAGUGAAGAGAUGGACUAAAAAAGUUGAUCUGUUCUCCAAGUGGCUGUUGCUGAUUCCCAUCCAUUUAGAAAUCCACUGGUCUCUCGUCACGGUCACCAUGGCAACCAAAACCAUCAGUUACUACGACAGCCAAGGCAUCGUCUUCAGACACACCACAGACAACAUUAUGAAGUACCUUCUGUCUGAAGCCAGAGAGAAGAAACAGACUGCUUUCCAGAAAGGCUGGAAGAUUACCAUCAUCAAGGGCAUUCCUCAGCAGAAAAACGACAGCGACUGCGGAGUUUUUGUCCUCGAGUACUGCCGUUGUCUCUCUGUGAAGCAGCCUCUGCUGUUCAGUCAGGAGGACAUGCCUCGCAUCCGCAAGAGAAUUUACAAGGAACUGUGUGACUGUCGCCUUAACGACUGAAGAGAGGUCGCCCUCACUCACUGACUGCUUGCUGGGUGACAUGAGACGGUCUGUCCAAGUCUGUCAGACAGCCUGUUCCACUGACAGCCUGUUACAUAAGCUAACACAACAUAUUCCAGGGGGCCCGAACUGCCAGUCUGACUGACAGCAGAGUGACCGCCGACUCUGGUGACCGCUGGUGACUUUUAGAGCUCAAUAACAGUCGAAGCAGAUUUUUACUUGCAAACUUGCAAAGAACUACUGACGUGGCCCCCCUACUGACCCACAAAAAAUGCUGGACCGGUACCCAUCAGGUUGCUUUUGCAUUCUACAUUAACCAUCCCCAGUGGAUUUCAACCAAAUGUCUAAACAGCCGCCUUGAAGGACAAAACAGAGCUCUGACUUGGACUGGGGACACAGGUGUUGGAUCAACCUGGACCAAUGGGACGCACCUUCCAUCCCAGAUAGAGUGGCCUUACCUCCUGCAUGGCCAUUUUAACCUGACUGACAUUUUUACCAACUGUUUAUUUUAUGCUGGACUUCACAGCUGUAUCAUGCUUGCGGUCAUGUGCGUGUUUUCUAACAUGUUAAUAAAGCUAGGACGUGGAUUUAGUGGACCAACUGUUCACUUAAAACUUGAAGGUUUGAGUUGGUUAUGUGUCUUGGACUACAGAUAUUUGCACGAUAAGAGGCCUAUUCAUUGAAGAGUCUGCAUUAUCAACUGAAUGUACUGAUCACGUGUUCUUCCUGGCUGCCUCGCAGGGUGGAGUCUGAGCACCGGACAGGCUAAUGGCACAUUUUGGCUGUGGCUUUAAACAGGGAGAUCAUUUUUCAAGUUGGUUUUCAAGUAUCAUGUUUUUGACACCUCACUCCAAAUAAUUUCUUUCUGAAAUUCCAGUUUUUGCACCACAUAAUUUCCUGCUUUUAUUGUUUUGCUGUGGUCACAUCCGUAAAGUAGGUUCUGCACAAGCAUUUUCUAGCCAUUUCAGCUGAAAGCCAUUAUUUGAUGAAAUUUUAUUUGAAUCCAUCAGUUUGAUUUGACAACAGUCUUUCAUGCUGGUGAGUACAUUUCGUGUUAAGCUGCACAGCUAGCUGCUGAUGUGAGGACCACCGUUUUGAUUUCAGCCAGGCAGUUUCUCCAUGUUGACUUUAUAUUGUCGUGGCCUCUUGCUUCACAUGGAUGCAUUGAGACAGGUGCAGGAAGUCAUGGUUACAGAGUGGCCUCUUAAGAGAGAAACAAGUGGACCUCAGCUAUUUUAAUUAUGUUUUCUGUCCAACCUGGAUUUUGUUGUUAUAGUCACUUAUAUGUAUUUACAGAUUGUAUUGUACUUUACUGGUCUACUACUGUACAUGCUUGCUUUGGCUAAAAACACAAUUGUUUCUGAACUGUUUUUAUUGUUGAUAUUAAAAGGCCAAUACUGCUGGGA